This is a messenger RNA of Antrostomus carolinensis (chuck-will's-widow), 1533 nucleotides long. RefSeq names its product cytochrome P450 3A24. Bases 1 to 1533 code for a protein of 510 amino acids. Gene Ontology annotation, biological process: steroid metabolic process; oxidative demethylation. NCBI's taxonomy places the organism in Eukaryota, Metazoa, Chordata, Aves, Caprimulgiformes, Caprimulgidae. The record is from RefSeq and is a predicted model, not a curated record. The transcript is spliced from 13 exons. Gene Ontology annotation, molecular function: heme binding; testosterone 6-beta-hydroxylase activity; iron ion binding.
AUGAGCCUUCUUCCCUUCUUCUCUACAGAGACCUGGGCCCUUUUGCUUAUUUUCCUAGCCCUCCUGAUAGCAUAUGGAAUCUGGCCAUAUGGUUUGUUCAAGAAGUUGGGUAUUCCCGGGCCAAGACCUCUGCCUUUCUUUGGGACAUGCCUGGAAUAUCGCAAAGGUUUCUUGGAGUUUGACAAUGAAUGUUUCGAGAAAUAUGGGAAAGUCUGGGGGAUUUACGAUGGCAGACAACCUGUGCUGGGUAUCAUGGACCCCCAAAUCAUUAAAUCUGUGCUGGUUAAAGACUGUUACUCCACCUUUACCAAUCGGAGGCACAUAGAACUAGCAGGAGUGCUGAACAACGCUGUCUCAUUAGCUGAAGAUGAACAGUGGAAAAGGAUUCGUACUGUGCUCUCUCCAACCUUCACCAGUGGGAAACUAAAGGAGAUGUUCCCUAUAAUGAAGCACUAUGGGCAAGUUUUGGUGAAAAAUGUUCAAAAAAGAGUGGAAAAGGACAACACUAUAUCUAUAAAGGACAUCUUUGGAAGCUACAGCAUGGAUGUUGUCACCAGCACUUCAUUUGGUGUGAACAUCGACUCCAUGAACAACCCCAAAGACCCCUUUGUCAGAGAGAUGCAGAAACUGGUCAAGUUUGACUUUUUUGACCCGAUCUUCAUCUUGGCAUUUGUAUGCCCAUUCCUUAUUCCUCUUAUGGUCAAGAUGAAUGUAAGCUUCUUCCCUGGUGAUGCUGUCGAUUUCUUCAUGAGAUCCCUCUCCAAAAUUAAGCAGGAUCGUGAAAAGGAUCCUCACAAGGGCAGAGUAGAUUUUCUGCAGCUAUUGAUUGAAUCCCAGCACUCAAACAGUCACAAGAGCAAUGAAACAAAUAAUUCGCAUAAAGCCCUGACUGAUAUAGAGGUCCUGUCUCAAGCAUUCAUCUUUAUUUUUGCUGGCUAUGAGCCCACCAGCAACACUCUUUGUUACCUGGCAUAUGAACUGGCCACAAAUCCUGAUGUGCAACAAAAACUGCUGGAGGAAAUAGAUACUGUUUUACCCAACAAGGCUCCUCUCACCUAUGAAGCAGUAAUGCAAUUGGAAUAUCUGGACAUGGUAGUGAGUGAAACCCUUCGGCUUUUCCCCAUUGGAGGACGGAUUGAGAGAGCAUGCAAGAAAGACGUAGAAAUAAAUGGAGUGACCAUUCCCAAAGGAACGAUUGUUAUGAUCCCACCCUAUACCCUGCACCGCAAUGCCGAGUACUGGCCAAACCCAGAAGAGUUCAGACCAGAAAGGUUCAGAAAAGAAAACAAAGAGUCCAUAGACCCGUAUACAUAUUUGCCCUUUGGAGCUGGUCCCAGGAACUGCCUUGGGAUGCGCUUUGCUCUCCUGACUCUGAAAGUUGCCAUCGCUGUCCUAUUGCAACAUUUCACCUUCCAGACCUGUAAGGAAACUCAGAUCCCUCUCAAGCUGAGUUCACAGGGACUCUUAAGGCCAGAGAAGCCGAUUAUUCUGAAGUUAGUCCCUCGGACCAACACUGGACCUGCAGAGGCAUAA